This is a messenger RNA of Oryzias melastigma (Indian medaka), 2985 nucleotides long. It is a transcript of the gene foxi3b, whose product is annotated as forkhead box I3b. Bases 1156 to 2325 code for a protein of 389 amino acids. Gene Ontology annotation, molecular function: RNA polymerase II cis-regulatory region sequence-specific DNA binding; DNA-binding transcription factor activity, RNA polymerase II-specific. NCBI's taxonomy places the organism in Eukaryota, Metazoa, Chordata, Actinopteri, Beloniformes, Adrianichthyidae. The record is from RefSeq and is a predicted model, not a curated record. The transcript is spliced from 2 exons. Gene Ontology annotation, biological process: cell differentiation; anatomical structure morphogenesis; regulation of transcription by RNA polymerase II.
AAUAACAAAAAAUUCAAAACAGUGUAAAAUUUAACCCACUUUAAACAAAAAUGUGUUUUCUUCUUUGAUCAUUGAAAAGUCAGAGGACCAAAUAUUAAACGUUUUAGUGUGAAACAUAAACAAAAAUUUUAAUUAUAACUUGAAAAAGUAUUAUACAUGCAUUUACUUUGGUUGUUAGAAAGACAUUACCAGUGUAACAGAAGUUUUACAGUAAUACAAGAUAAGUUAACCUUCUAUAGAGCAUGUCAGAAGUAUAACUCUGGGGCUUUAGUUAAGCUGGCUAAAUGAGAAACCAGUAAUAUUCUGGAAAAAAAAAACAUGUUUUAAAAAUAAAGUAUUAAUGGCAUUUUAAAGUGUGGGAAAGAAUGAAAAACUUGCCAUCAUAUACAAACUGCCAAGAAAGAGAAAAAAGAGUUUGAGGUUGCAUAUACUAUGAAAUGUUAUGAUAUACAAUAACAUGGUAAAUUAUACUGAACCCUCUUUUAAGUCUUAAAGCUCUUUAGAGUCACAGUUCCAUUUACCCAUGCACACACAUAUUCAAACACUGAUGGCAUUUCAAAUACGAGCAUAUAUGACUUUGCAAAUGUAGUUUUACUUAUUGUAACUGUCAAAAGAAGAAUAUACAACAAAGUGAGGAUUUUUGUUUGUUUCAUUUUAAACAAAAACAAAUAAAAAAUCUUCAUUUUCGAUGUGCACUGUUAAAAAAAAAAAAAAAUCUAAUGACUUUAUUAUUCCAAAAUGCAAAGGGCUUAUGCUGAACUGACAGGUUAAAGUGGAAAACUAUUAAGAUGACAGCGAACAAAAGCCCUCGGGGGACAGAACAAGCUGACAAGAGGAAAAAAGGGGAGAAAAAGCUGAUACUAUUCUCACCUGAGAAGGCAGCCAAUCAAAUUUUGACAGGGGGCGUUUCUAAGGGAAGGCAUAAAGCAGGUGUGACAGGUGACAUCUUGACAUAGAGCAAGGGCAAACAGUCAAGAGAGGAGUGAAAAAGACAAGUCUCAUCUUUUGCAGUUUAGAGACGGCUGGAUGAAUUAAUGCUCAAAACGGACUAAGAGACAGAAAAAGUUGGGAGCUGCAAAAAUAGUCAAGAAUUUGGCAUAAAGGGGAAGAACAUCUAAAGUUGAGAGCGUCUGAGAGGUGAGAAGAAGUUUGACGAUGUCGACAUUUGAGACACAGAGCCAGUCUCCACCUCGCUGUGGCCCACAGUUCCCAAACCUGGGUCAGGAGCCGCCUGAGCUCAGCUUGUACGGUGACUGUUACUACCCUCCUCCAUCACUGCCAAGUCCACAGCGCACAACUCCAACUUCCUACGAACUGACCGACUACGCCAACACUCCGCCAAAUCCAUACCUGUGGUUCAACAGUUCUGGGAUCAACUCUUCGUCGUACCUGCCCGCUACUGGACCUCCUGGCAAUCCAGGUCCGCCUUUCGUUCCUCAGCACUACGGCAUGCAGAGACCCUACUUGGGUCCAGCUGGUCCUGGAGGCCCAGGAGGGGAAUUGAGCUGGUUUUCUCUCCCCUCACAAGAAGAUCUGAUGAAGCUGGUCAGGCCUCCAUACUCAUACUCUGCUCUCAUUGCCAUGGCCAUCCAUGGAGCACCAGACAAGAGACUGACACUCAGCCAGAUUUACCAGUAUGUGGCUGAUAACUUCCCUUUCUACAACAAAAGUAAAGCGGGUUGGCAGAACUCCAUCAGACACAAUCUCUCUCUCAACGACUGCUUCAAAAAAGUACCAAGAGAUGAAGACGACCCAGGUAAAGGCAACUACUGGACGCUUGACCCAAACUGUGAAAAAAUGUUCGACAACGGAAACUUCCGCCGCAAAAGGAAAAGAAAGUCCGACUCCCUCUCUGGCGGUGAUGGUGGUUCAGGUGCUCCAGAGUCGGGUGACAGUGAAAGGGGAAGCCCCAAGCACCCAGCCCUGAACAUGUCUCCAACUCCAGACAGGAUUCCCUCCCCCUCAUUGUCAGGUCCCACACCUUGCCUGAGCAGCUUUUUAUCUGAGAUGUCUACAGUUUCUGCUGGAGCAACAAAUGAGGUCGGGGGUGACGGGUUAAACCGGCCGCUGCAGAUCAGCCUCCCCUUAGAUGGCGCUCACAGAUCCACACAGCCGGGGAGCUUUAACAGUUACUCCCCCAACCCAGGUGGGCCAGAGUGGGUGCCGCAAGUGCCGACCCCGCCUGUGCUCACCUCUUCACCCAACCACUCAUCUCUAGGCUACUCCAGUCCCAUCCUCAGCCAGUACAGCGGCUCCACCGGGCAUUUCUAUCCAUCACUGAGCUCUGCGGGAAUAAUCUAUCAGCGUGACGGCACAGAAGUUUAAGAAGACGUGAUGGGGAGGAAAGCUGUGUUUGAAGAGACUGUUGAGAGGAAGCUUCACCUGUUGGGGUGAAGAAAAGUAUGUUUGCGCUGACAGAGACAGUUGAGAUCACUAAAGCGUGUGACAGCAGAGUCAAAAACUCUUUGAUUCCCACAGGAACAGCUGAGUCAGCCUUGGAUCGAGACUCCGUGGAAGCGCAGUUUUCCUCACUAUCAGAUCCUGUGUCAGCUUUUACUCCAACUGGAGCUCUCUCAGAUCUUACUCAUUAUUAGCAGAUCCCAGAUCUGAUCUGCUGACUCCAGGCUAUUCUACGCCGCUAUCUGUGAUUCUCUGAUAAAAAUCACCCUUACAACGCAGAGGCAGCACAUUUAUUGGGAGUAGUUAAAUUACACCUUUGUCAACAACGUCUUGUUGCUAAAGUGGCAGAACAAACAAAAGUGAAAGCAGACCCUUUGUCUUGGCUGAAAAAAAAUAAUUCAAUCUCUUUUUUACAGUCUUGUGGGGUUGUACAUGAGGGGUAAUUGUUAUUGUACAUACGUGUUGUGGAACUGCAUACACUAUCACUGGUUUAUUGGCAUAACUUUUACUGUAAAAAAUGAAUUUGUAAAGUGUGCUAUGUGGUGUCUUUAAUAUGAAUAAAAGGUUUUGGAGUACUACUUCAUA